Molecule: messenger RNA, 1057 nt
Organism: Pseudopodoces humilis (Tibetan ground-tit)
Lineage: Eukaryota; Metazoa; Chordata; Aves; Passeriformes; Paridae
Gene: ARL15
Product: ARF like GTPase 15
Molecular function (GO): GTP binding; GTPase activity
Source: RefSeq, a predicted model, not a curated record
CGGGCGCCCGCGGCCCCUCCGGAGAGCUCGGGAGCGCGGCGCCCGGCGCCACCCCGGUACAUGGAUUACCUGACAUGUGAAGUCACUUCUGUGAAGAAUUAGUCUCUGUAGAAUUGUGUCAAACAAGAUAUCUCCUUCAUAGUAUUUGUAGAAAUUCGUAGUCCAUCCUCAGCCUCUCUGGGUGACUGCAGAAGACAUAGAAUUGUGGCAUCACAGCAGAUUGGAAGUUGAGCAAGUUGAGGACUAUGUCUGAAUGUAUCCAGCUCUCAUUUGCUGUUUGUAGAAUUGGCAUUUACACGUGUUUUAGAGCCCUUUGCUGCAAGGGACCGCCACCACCACGACCCGAGUAUGACUUGGUUUGCAUAGGCCUCUCUGGUUCUGGCAAGACAACUCUUCUGUCUCAGCUCUGCAGCGAAAGCCCGGAGAAUAUUGUGUCUACCACAGGUUUUAGUAUCAAAGCAGUGCCAUUCCAGAAUGCAAUUUUGAACGUGAAAGAACUUGGAGGAGCUGACAAUAUCAGGAAAUACUGGAGUCGUUACUACCAAGGAUCCCAAGGGGUAAUAUUUGUACUAGACAGCGCCUCCUCUGAAGAUGAUCUAGAAACUGCUAGGAACGAGCUACAUUCUGCUCUCCAGCACCCACAGUUAUGUACUUUGCCAUUUUUAAUAUUGGCCAAUCACCAAGACAAGCCAGCAGCUCGCUCAGUACAAGAGAUAAAAAAAUAUUUUGAACUUGAGCCACUUGCACGUGGAAAGCGCUGGAUUCUUAAACCCUGCUCCCUGGAUGAUAUGGAGGCAGUAAAAGACAGCUUCUCCCUUCUAAUAAACUUGCUAGAAGAGAGAGACUUCGAACCUUCAAGAAUGUGAAAGCUAAGAGAAAGAAGAAGUUCCCACGCAUCAUUGUACCUGCUCACUCUGUCACAGCUUAAUUACAGUGUAGUAUCAAGGCUGAGCUGUGAUAUGUUGUUCAUACAGAGUUAAUGCAGAAUGCCCUUUGGUUAAAAUAAAUGUUCUGUGAAUCAGGUACACAACUAUUUCCAGUAAAGUUGUCUACACUA